AUGAUAUCCACAUUACAGAAAACCAUCAAACCAGUGUGGGCUGUCAGAGGACUGCACAAGUCUGCAGUGGAAGCCUUGAAGGGUCUGGCCCCUGAGAACACAGUCACUGCCAGUUAUGGGAAGUUCAUCAGUGAAGUGAAGCCCCAGCACUUGUCCUCUGUCGUGCUCCACCGCAGCAAAAGGAUGGUGCUGGACAGCAUUGGAGUUGGUCUGAUUGGCAGCACAACAGGAGUGUUUGAGCUGGCCUUACAGCACUGCAAGCACACGUAUGCUCCCAAUGACAUCAGCUCUGUGUAUGGCCGCAGUGGCACCAGACUCUCCCCGACACUUGCAGCUUUCGUCAAUGGAGUGGCUACUCACUCCAUGGACUUUGAUGAUACAUGGCACCCUGCCACUCAUCCCUCAGGAGCGGUCCUUCCUGCUGUGUUAGCUCUCAGUGACAUGAUGCCUGCGAACAGCAAACCUUGUGGUCUGGAUUUCCUGCUGGCAUUCAACAUCGGCAUUGAGAUCCAAGGAAGAUUGAUGAGGUUUUCUUCUGAAGCCCACAACAUCCCUCAGAGGUUUCACCCUCCCAGUGUCGUGGGGACCAUGGGAAGUGCGGCUGCAUGUGCUCGCCUCUUGUCUUUGGAUCACUCCCAGUGCAGUCAUGCCUUGGCUAUAGCGGCUUCUCUAUCAGGAGCCCCAAUGGCGAAUGCAGCCACUCAGUCGAAACCCCUCCACAUUGGUAAUGCCUCGCGUUUCGGGUUAGAGGCUGCUCUGCUGGCCUCCCGAGGCCUUGAAGCGAGUCCCCUGGUCCUGGAUGCUGUUGCUGGUGUGGCCGGCUUCAAUGCUUUUUUUGAAGACUAUGUGCCGCAGCCUUUAGAAUCACCCAAUGAUGGUGGCCAUAUGUUCCUGCUGGAGGAGCAGGACAUGGGCUUCAAGCGCUUCCCUGCCCAUCUGGGGAUGCAUUGGGUGGCAGAUGCUGCAGCCUCGGUCCAUAAACUUCUUGUGGGGUUUGGCCCUGGCACUGUUUCUCCAGCUAAAGUCCAACAAAUUAUUCUCAGAGUUCCCAAAUCAAAGUACAUUGACAGGCCUUUCCCUGACUCUGAGCAUGAGGCCCGCCACUCCUUCCAAUUCAAUGCUUGCAGCGCUCUCCUUGACGGGGAGGUGACUGUGCAGUCUUUCUCACCCGUUGCCAUGAGACGCCCUGACCUACUCGCUCUGCUGAGCCGCGUUCACAUGGAGUAUCCCCAAGAUAACCCAGCUAAUUUCAACAGCAUGUAUGGCGAAAUCCAGGUGACACUUGUUGGGAGUGACAUUCUGAAGGGACGCUGUGACACCUUCUACGGUCACUGGCGCAACCCGCUGACCAAUGAGAGCCUGAGAAAGAAGUUUAGAAACAACGCAAGGGCGGUGCUACUCCCAGAGAAGGUUGAGAGGCUGAUUGAUGUGGUGGAGGAGCUUGACAGACUUGAAGACUGCAGGACCCUUCUCUCACAACUGUACUGA
Pseudoliparis swirei is the source of this 1488-nucleotide messenger RNA. It is a transcript of the gene irg1l, whose product is annotated as immunoresponsive gene 1, like. The coding region runs from base 1 to 1488 and encodes 495 amino acids. Gene Ontology annotation, molecular function: lyase activity. The transcript is spliced from 6 exons. The record is from RefSeq and is a predicted model, not a curated record. Lineage: Eukaryota; Metazoa; Chordata; Actinopteri; Perciformes; Liparidae.